AUGGCCCCCUCAACCACCAAAACCCUCCUCCUCGCCCUGACCCUAUCCCUCCUCGCCACAAACCCAGCCACCGCCGCCGCCUUGUUGGGAGAAGAAGACCACGAAAAUGCCCCGGAAGCCAACAACAACACAACCGGCGGCGGCUGCACAACCACCAGCACCCUCACCCUAUCGCGCCUCUCCACGCCCCCUUACUGGCCGCAGUGCUCCUGGGACGGCACCCUGAGCAUAUACUCGUCCACCGCGACGGCGACGCGCUCGGUGGACUGCCACGGCUGCACGGACGUUCGCAUCACGGCGGUGCCGGCGGUGCACUGUCCGGCCAAGAUCAUUUCGACGAUUGUGAGGGUUGGGACGGCCACGACGACGUAUAAGACUGUUUGUUCGGUUACGCCUGCUGCCUCCCACUCCUGA
Messenger RNA from Trichoderma citrinoviride, 414 nucleotides. RefSeq lists its product as hypothetical. The transcript has a single exon. The record is from RefSeq and is a predicted model, not a curated record. Lineage: Eukaryota; Fungi; Ascomycota; Sordariomycetes; Hypocreales; Hypocreaceae. The coding region runs from base 1 to 414 and encodes 137 amino acids.